CGGCUGCGGCGCCGGCUGCAUCAAUAAUUCAGAGCGGUGGUGGCAGCGGCAGCGGUGGGUGCGGGCAGGAGGCGGCGGCAGCAGCGGGACCGAGCAGCAGCGGCUAUGCAUCCAAGUGCGGCUGGGCAGCCGCGGUACCCCUGAGGCCCGGGCGGGGCUCCGGGAACACAGCGCGAAGGGGACGCUCGUCCCGGAGUGCGAGGAAGAGCAGUAGCGUCCAGAGCGGCGGCGGCGGAGCUGCGCACGGAGCCGAGGAGGGGGCUUCGGAGCGGGACUGGGGCUGGGGGGCGGCUGGCGAAAGCAGCCCCGGGGUGGGGGGCGGGGUGGGCGCCGGCGGCGAGAUGCUGGGCGUCGUGGAGCUGCUGCUGCUGGGGGCUGCGUGGCUGGCGGGCCCGGCCCGCGGGCAGAAUGAGACAGAGCCCAUCGUGCUGGAAGGCAAGUGCCUGGUGGUAUGCGACUCCAACCCCACGUCGGACCCCACGGGCACAGCCCUGGGCAUCUCUGUGCGCUCCGGCAGCGCCAAGGUGGCUUUCUCUGCCAUCAGGAGCACCAAUCACGAGCCAUCCGAGAUGAGUAAUCGCACCAUGAUCAUCUACUUCGACCAGGUGCUAGUGAACAUUGGGAACAACUUUGAUUCAGAACGCAGCACUUUCAUCGCCCCGCGCAAAGGGAUCUACAGUUUUAACUUCCACGUGGUAAAAGUCUACAACAGACAGACCAUCCAGGUGAGCCUCAUGCUAAACGGGUGGCCGGUGAUUUCAGCCUUCGCUGGUGACCAGGACGUGACACGGGAGGCCGCCAGCAACGGAGUCCUAAUCCAAAUGGAGAAAGGCGACCGAGCAUACCUCAAGCUAGAGCGGGGAAACUUGAUGGGGGGCUGGAAGUACUCGACCUUCUCUGGAUUCCUCGUGUUUCCUCUCUGACUGGCUCAGCCGGAAGGGAGGCAGGGAGAGGGCGAAGGCAGGAAGGGGAGUGAGAAAGAGGCUGAAAUUAAGAGGGCGAGAAAACAACACGACUUGAAACUUCUUACAUGUUCCCUAACUGUAUCUGGGUGAAAAGGUGCAAGCCCAGCGGUGGGACAACUUUGUCCUUUUCCUUAUUAGGAGAAAUAAAUUCCGCUUAGCUCUGUGCACUCCCAUUUCCAAAAAUAAACUCGCCUCCCCAUGCCAGUUGCAGUAAUCAAGAAAGAGACUGCCUUGUCAUUGUUUCUUAUCCCUAACUUCAUGUUCCCUGCAAAUUAUUUGAAGAAACUGUAUUUCACUACAUAUUCUGAAAUCUUUCUCCCUAGCCCCCUCUGAAUUCUUCUACCUACUGAAAUCUAAUAUAUUGCCCGCCCCCAACCUUUUUUUCCGUUUGAAGAGGGAGUUUUUUAUUUACUUAUUUUUUAUUUGGAUGGGGGAGGUAGUUUUAAUUUGACAAGUGUUGCUCUUCUUAAAACACCGCUCAAGUUAAUUAGCUGAAGAUACUUUGAAUCCUCGGCUACUUGUUAGCAGAGAAAGGACUCACCCUUAGUGGUGACUGGUUUAAAAAAUACGAAUAUAUAUCAUUUGUACACGAAGAACUCUUCCCAGUGGAAACUGGCUGUGUUUCCGUAUUUCUAUGUCCUAUUCGGAGUGAUCGUGAAAUCUAAGGCUGCUUGAUGUUCUGAUGCUUGUCAAUGCCGUCGUGCUCUGUGGCUCCAUGAAACGCCAAGGAGCUUCUUCCGGACGCUUCCUCUUCCUCUGUAACAUACGUGUGAAUAGCCAAGAUUUAAUUUUGCUUUAAUCCAAUAAAGUCGAAGUGGGACUUUUA
Molecule: messenger RNA, 1791 nt
Organism: Cebus imitator (Panamanian white-faced capuchin)
Lineage: Eukaryota; Metazoa; Chordata; Mammalia; Primates; Cebidae
Gene: CBLN1
Product: cerebellin 1 precursor
Exons: 3
Coding region: 342-923 (193 amino acids)
Cellular component (GO): synaptic cleft; glutamatergic synapse
Molecular function (GO): protein binding
Source: RefSeq, a predicted model, not a curated record